Messenger RNA from Mytilinidion resinicola, 2448 nucleotides. RefSeq lists its product as uncharacterized. The transcript is spliced from 4 exons. NCBI's taxonomy places the organism in Eukaryota, Fungi, Ascomycota, Dothideomycetes, Mytilinidiales, Mytilinidiaceae. The coding region runs from base 1 to 2448 and encodes 815 amino acids. The record is from RefSeq and is a predicted model, not a curated record.
AUGGGUUCACAGCAACAGACGCUCUCUGAGCUGUCAAAGGUUCUCCCUCUGGAUGAAGACUCACUCAAGCAAAUCAUAACAUACACCGAGACGCUCUCUGAUGCGGAGGCUGCUGAACACCUAAGAAACCUACUCGGCGACUCGCCACAGGCCCUUGACUUCAUCACAUCUUUCACGACGCAGCGGCGGGCGCCAGCCAAUGCAACGUCUACACAAACGAAUAAUGGCAAGGCUGAUGAUAAGGCGAUCCUCCAAGGGAACGGAAGUAAUGUCUCAGGAGAAAAGAAUGCUGCUAGUAAUGGUCAACCACCAGCUUACGAUCCACCGGCGUAUCCUCCACCCUCAGCCAGUACAAGCAAGACAUCUCAGCCUGCGAGCGACGUCAAACGUUCAUCAGGAGGGACUGGUAACAGUGGUGGCCAUGCGCCAGCUUUUGCGCCACCAGCGUAUCCACCGCCUACGGCGAGCGCAAGCAACGCGCUUCGUCGACCUCAUACCAACAAAGUCAUUGAAGCUGCGCAUAUCCGUGCAAGAGACGAGCAAGAGAUGCAAACCGCGCUGCAGAAUCUUCAAUUCAAGUAUCGAAUCUAUAAUAGUGAGAUCGAGCCCGAACACGAGUAUGAUGGUUACUGCAAUUGCCCGAUCCACCAAUACCAGAGAAUGAAGUGGAGUCGGUACAGAGUCCAAGAAUUCUGGUCGCAAGCGGUCAUGUAUCCAGGAGAGAAAUCCUACAAUGACAACGCUCAAUCAGCCGGUUUGUACGGCGUGUUCAGUGGCAAUCCUUACACGGGCACCGUAAUCUCGCCUUACGGCAGGUUCCAGUCCUCUUGGUCAUCCCAGAGACCUCGACCGGACUGCCACGCAGCGUCCAUCCACCAGACCAUUGAUCUCAACAAUAGACUGAACGCUGAAGCUCAGAGAAAGAUCGAUGCAAAGGAGCCAAAGAUCAACAUCUGGGACGACAGCGGGCUAAGCACAAUGAUGUCUGACAUGGCAAUCGCUGGGGCUGGCGACAAGAAGCAGCCGAUGGAGAAGGCGCCGACAGAGAAGCCAAAUGCAGAGAAACGGCAGAGCAUUAGUGCUGCUCCCAGCGAUGGUGGGGCGGAGAAAAUUCCCAAGAAAUCCAAGCUUGCAAGCUUCAGGAAGUCUGUUGGUCUCAAAACAUCUGAGGAAAAGGCGUUGUCAAAUGCAACAAAGGCGGUCUCUUCGGGCAUUGCAUUGCGCAAUGAGAUUCUAGCAGAGGAAAACGGUAGAUGGCCAGAUGAGCAGUGGCGUCAGCUUGUGGCCAGCUACCAGGAGAAGGUGGGCAUGACGCAGAAGAUAGCUGACCUUCGAGUGCGACACCCCAUCCAGUAUCUACACCUGCUCCGUGCCGGAUACUUUGAGCCUAUUCCAGUAGCCUGGGCCAAUCUCGCGUCGAAUCCCUUGAAAUUCACCAUCGAAGCUGCAGCUGGAUGGAGGGGAAUCACUCCCGCCUGGAGAGGAUACGAGGAUACUGCAGAGGAGCGCCUAUACUGGGUUUUGAACCACAGAGAAGGGAGUGUCGGGAUGAGGAUGAAGCCUGACUUCAUAUCGGAGAUGAACAUGGCUCGUGCCAGAAUGGCUUCAGCCGUGGAGCCGCCGCCCGAGUACUUUGCUGCCAACGAUACCUGUCAUCUUCAGCAUACGUCAGCCGGCUACUCGAAACAAGUCAUGCCCACGCCUUUCGUAGCCUACGAUCGGCCAGAAGUGCCUACAGACGAUACCAUGAUCCUCUUGGACGUCUCUGGUUCCAUGGACUUUGACCCUGUGCGGCCAAACUACAAUCAGUACCUGAUCACUGGUUAUUCCCCUUCGACACAGCCAAAGAACCAAUACGUUGCCAAAGCCAUCAUUCGUCGCUUCACUGAUGCAAUGGCCAACCAUGACCACGAGUUCCGAGGCUACGAUAUGGUCACUUUCUCCAACCGGGCAACCUACAUCGGCACGAUUAACCACCAGAAUCUCGAUCAUAUGUGGAGAAACGUCAGACUCGGCGGCGGAACCCGCGUCAUGACGGGCUGGCAGAAAGUCAAGGAACUCCAUUUCCAGAAGCAUUCGGCGUCCGCCAUCCACCACCCUAUCUACGGAUGGCAGGCCGGCCCCGAAACUCCCAUGUUGAGGUUGCUGCUCCUGCUUGAUGGCGAAGCUACCGACAUGGAUGAGUUCGAAUUGGACUUGCUCGGGCUGGCUUGGGCUCACGUCACUAUUUUCCUGAUCGGAGUGGAUGGAUGUCCCCACCACCACCGGCAUGCGAAUGAGUUGCAGCGUAUUAGUGACGUCAACCACCACGUGUCGUUUGUCGAUGCGCAGGGGAACACCCCUGAGCGCUUCGUCACGCACGAGCUGCUCAAACGACAUCUCGGCUACCAGAUAUCGAUGUCGGAGUUUGAGGAGAUGGAGGAACUGCCGAGCUACUCGGAAACUUAG